Messenger RNA from Pogoniulus pusillus (Red-fronted tinkerbird), 5854 nucleotides. RefSeq names its product EPH receptor A2 (gene EPHA2). The transcript is spliced from 23 exons. Bases 64 to 5112 code for a protein of 1682 amino acids. The record is from RefSeq and is a predicted model, not a curated record. Gene Ontology annotation, biological process: axon guidance; protein phosphorylation; ephrin receptor signaling pathway. Gene Ontology annotation, cellular component: plasma membrane; dendrite. Gene Ontology annotation, molecular function: protein binding; transmembrane-ephrin receptor activity; ATP binding. Lineage: Eukaryota; Metazoa; Chordata; Aves; Piciformes; Lybiidae.
CACACAGCCUGCAGCGCCCAGCGCCGCCGCUCCGGGCUGCACCCCCCCGCAGCCCCCCCCGCCAUGGCGGGCACCCCGACGGCCUUCAGCCUCCUCCUCCUCCUCCUCACCGCCAGCCCCCCGCUGGCAGCUGAGGAAGUGGUGCUGCUGGACUUCGCCAAGGCGCAGGGGGAGCUGGGCUGGCUCACCCAGCCCUACAGCAAAGGGUGGGACCUGCUGCAGAACGCCUUCAACGACUCCUUGAUCUACAUCUACUCGGUGUGCAACGUGCUGGAGGGCGAGCAGGAGAACUGGCUGCGCACCAACUGGAUCUACCGCGGGGUGGCCCAGCGCAUCUUCAUCGAGCUGCAGUUCACCGUCCGCGACUGCAACAGCUUCCCCGCGGCCGGCAGCGGCUCCUGCAAGGAGACCUUCAACCUCUACUACGCCGAAUCCGACGUGGAUUACGGCACCAACUUCCAGAAGAGGCAGUUCAAGAAGAUCGACACCAUCGCCCCGGACGAGAUCACCGUGCAGGAGGACUUCGCCGCACGCAACGUGAAGCUGAACGUGGAGGUGCGCUCGGUGGGACCCCUCCGCAGGAAAGGUUUCUACUUGGCCUUCCAGGACCUGGGCGCCUGCGUGGCGCUGCUCUCCGUCAGGGUCUACUACCAGCGGUGCCCGGCGGUGGUGCGGGGCAUGGCCACCUUCCCGGCCACCGUGGCCGGCCCCGACUCGCAGGCGCUGGCCGAGGUGAAGGGCACCUGCGUGGAGCAGGCGGUGGCCGAGCGGGCGCCCACCCUGCACUGCAACGCCGACGGGGAGUGGUUGGUGCCCAUCGGGCGCUGCCUCUGCCGCCAGGGCUACCGCGGAGACGGCGACAGCUGCCAAGCCUGUCCCGCUGGCACCUUCAAGGCAGGAGUGUCCACAGACGAGUGCCAGCCCUGCCCUGCCAACACCCUGCCCUCCCUGGCCGCCGCCGCUGCCUGCCCCUGCCAGGAUGGCUUCUUCCGUGCCCCUGCUGACCCCCCCAGUGACCCCUGCACCCGUCCCCCUUCUGCCCCCCAAGGCCUCACGGCCGUGGGGCUGGGGGCCGCGGUGCAGCUGCGUUGGUCCCCCCCCACGGACACGGGCGGGCGGGAGGACGUCACCUACACAGUCAGCUGCGAGCAGUGCUGGCCCGAGAGCGGCGAGUGCCGCUCCUGCGACGGCGCCGUCCGCUACUCGCAGCCGCCCCGCGGGCUGAGCGCCACCGGCGUCACCGUCAGCGACCUGGAGCCGCACAUCAACUACACCUUCAGCGUGGAGGCGCGGAACGGCGUCUCCCCGUACAGCCCCCGCCGCAGCCUGGCCGCCGCCACCGUCAGCGUCAACCAGACAGAGCCACCCCGGGUGACAUCACUGAGCCUGGACGGACGGACAGCCACCAGCUUGAUCCUCUCCUGGACGGUGCCACCGCGGCAGCAGAGUCGAGUCUGGAAGUAUGAGGUCACCUACAGCAAGAAGGUGGAUGAGAACAGCUACUCGGUGCUGCGCUGCGAGGGCACCUCUGUCACCCUCCCCAAGCUGUCCCCUGCCACCGCCUACCUGGUGCGUGUCCAGGCCCUCACCCAGGACGGCCACGGCGCCUACAGCCCCCAGCACGAGUUCGAGACCCUGCCUGAGGGAGCUGAGGCCAUGACAUCUGCUGCUGUCAUCAGCGGCUCCGUCACUGGUGUCCUCUUUGUCCUCCUCCUCUUGGGUGCUCUCCUCUACGUCCUGCGGCGGAUGGGAGACGAAGGCCUGCAUGGCAGUGAGGGCAUCCGUGAGGGAGUGGAGGCCUUCAUGGCACUGUGCAGUGUGGUGGAGACCUCCAUGGGCAGUGGAUUGGGCAUACCUGUGGGGUCGGUGAUCCGCAUGGGGGAGGGGGUGGGGGCAUCCCUGGGGACAGUGGCAGCUGCGGAGAUGGAGAUAGCUGCAGGGGUGGGGAUGUUCAUUGGGGUGGAGACUGCCAUUGGGAUGGUGUUGGGAUGCUGCAUGGUGACAGGGACCACCACAGGGGUGGAGAUGGAGAUAGCUGCAGGGGUGGGGAUGUUCAUUGGGGUGGAGACUGCCAUUGGGAUGGUGUUGGCGUCCUCCAUGGCAACAGGGAUGUGCAUGGGGAUAGAGAUGGAGACACCCGUGGGGAUGGAGAUGAGGACCACCACAGAGGUGGAGAUGGGGACCGUCGUGGAGACGGAGACAUCUGCAGGGUUGGGGAUGUUCCUUGGGAUGGAGACUGCCAUUGGGAUGGUGUUGGGAUCCUCCACGGUGAUAGGGAUGGGGAUGGGGACAUCAUCUGAGGAUAUCCAUUCCCUCUGCCCGGGUGGUCAGUGGGACCUGCUGCAGAACGCCUUCAACGACUCCUUGAUCUACAUCUACUCGGUGUGCAACGUGCUGGAGGGCGAGCAGGAGAACUGGCUGCGCACCAACUGGAUCUACCGCGGGGUGGCCCAGCGCAUCUUCAUCGAGCUGCAGUUCACCGUCCGCGACUGCAACAGCUUCCCCGCGGCCGGCAGCGGCUCCUGCAAGGAGACCUUCAACCUCUACUACGCCGAAUCCGACGUGGAUUACGGCACCAACUUCCAGAAGAGGCAGUUCAAGAAGAUCGACACCAUCGCCCCGGACGAGAUCACCGUGCAGGAGGACUUCGCCGCACGCAACGUGAAGCUGAACGUGGAGGUGCGCUCGGUGGGACCCCUCCGCAGGAAAGGUUUCUACUUGGCCUUCCAGGACCUGGGCGCCUGCGUGGCGCUGCUCUCCGUCAGGGUCUACUACCAGCGGUGCCCGGCGGUGGUGCGGGGCAUGGCCACCUUCCCGGCCACCGUGGCCGGCCCCGACUCGCAGGCGCUGGCCGAGGUGAAGGGCACCUGCGUGGAGCAGGCGGUGGCCGAGCGGGCGCCCACCCUGCACUGCAACGCCGACGGGGAGUGGUUGGUGCCCAUCGGGCGCUGCCUCUGCCGCCAGGGCUACCGCGGAGACGGCGACAGCUGCCAAGCCUGUCCUGCUGGCACCUUCAAGGCAGGGGUGUCCACAGACGAGUGCCAGCCCUGCCCUGCCAACACCCUGCCCUCCCUGGCCGCCGCCGCUGCCUGCCCCUGCCAGGAUGGCUUCUUCCGUGCCCCUGCUGACCCCCCCAGUGACCCCUGCACCCGUCCCCCUUCUGCCCCCCAAGGCCUCACGGCCGUGGGGCUGGGGGCCGCGGUGCAGCUGCGUUGGUCCCCCCCCACGGACACGGGCGGGCGGGAGGACAUCACCUACACAGUCAGCUGCGAGCAGUGCUGGCCCGAGAGCGGCGAGUGCCGCUCCUGCGACGGCGCCGUCCGCUACUCGCAGCCGCCCCGCGGGCUGAGCGCCACCGGCGUCACCGUCAGCGACCUGGAGCCGCACAUCAACUACACCUUCAGCGUGGAGGCGCGGAACGGCGUCUCCCCGUACAGCCCCCGCCGCAGCCUGGCCGCCGCCACCGUCAGCGUCAACCAGACAGAGCCACCCCGGGUGACAUCACUGAGCCUGGACGGACGGACAGCCACCAGCUUGAUCCUCUCCUGGACGGUGCCACCGCGGCAGCAGAGUCGAGUCUGGAAGUAUGAGGUCACCUACAGCAAGAAGGUGGAUGAGAACAGCUACUCGGUGCUGCGCUGCGAGGGCACCUCUGUCACCCUCCCCAAGCUGUCCCCUGCCACCGCCUACCUGGUGCGUGUCCAGGCCCUCACCCAGGACGGCCACGGCGCCUACAGCCCCCAGCACGAGUUCGAGACCCUGCCUGAGGGAGCUGAGGCCAUGUCAUCUGCUGCUGUCAUCAGCGGCUCCGUCACUGGUGUCCUCUUCGUCCUCCUCCUCUUGGGUGCUCUCCUCUACGUCCUGCGGCGGAAGAGGAGGUCACGGCCACGGCAGUCUGCUGAGGAUGUCUACUUCUCCAAGUCAGACCAGCUGAAGCCCCUCAAAACCUAUGUCGACCCCCACACCUAUGAAGACCCCAACCAAGCCAUGCUCAAGUUCACCACCGAGAUCCCUCCAGCCUCCAUCACCCGCCAGAAGGUCAUCGGCGCCGGUGAGUUCGGGGAGGUGUACAGGGGCACCCUGCGGCGCGGCAAGCGGGAGGUGCCGGUGGCCAUCAAGACGCUGAAGGUUGGCUACACCGAGAAGCAGCGCGUGGACUUCCUGAGCGAGGCCACCAUCAUGGGCCAGUUCUGCCACCACAACAUCAUCCGCCUGGAGGGGGUCGUCUCCAAGUGCAAACCCUUCAUGAUCAUCACAGAGUACAUGGAGAAUGGUGCCCUGGAUAAGUUCCUUCGGGAGAAGGAAGGGGAGUUUGGUGUCAUCCAGCUGGUGGGCAUGCUGAGGGGCAUCGCCGCCGGCAUGAAGUACUUGGCCAACAUGAACUACGUCCACCGGGACCUGGCGGCCAGGAACAUUCUGGUCAACAGCAACCUGGUCUGCAAGGUGUCCGAUUUUGGCCUCUCCAGGGUGUUGGAAGAUGACCCUGAAGCUACCUACACCACCAGUGGAGGGAAGAUCCCCAUCCGCUGGACCGCGCCCGAGGCCAUCUCCUACCGCAAGUUCACCUCGGCCAGCGACGUCUGGAGCUACGGCAUCGUCAUGUGGGAGGUGAUGUCCUACGGAGAGAGGCCCUACUGGGAGCUGUCCAACCACGAGGUGAUGAAGGUUAUCAACGAGGGCUUCCGCCUGCCGGCCCCGCUGGACUGUCCCUCUGCCAUCUACCAGCUGAUGAUGCAGUGCUGGCAGCAGGAGCGUUCUCGGCGCCCCAAGUUCGCCGACGUCGUCAGCAUCCUGGACAAGCUCAUCCGGGCCCCUGAGUCCCUCAGGGCGCUGGCAGACUUCGACCCUCGGGUCUCCAUCCGCCUGCCCAGCACCAGUGGCUCCGAGGGGGUCCCGUUCCGCUCCGUGCCCGAGUGGCUGGAGUCCAUCCGCAUGGCGCAGUACACUGAGCACUUCAUGGCCUCGGGCUACAGCACCAUUGAGAAGGUCCUGCAGAUGACCCCCGAGGACAUCAACAAGAUCGGGGUGCGGCUGCCAGGCCACCAGAAGCGCAUCACCUACAGCCUGCUGGGGCUGCGGGAGGGGGCUGCUGCUGGGGGGGCUCCCACUUAACCCUUUCCUCCCUCUCCCUCUCCCCCCAACAUACUUGAAAGCACCAAAUGAAGACACCUCCCUCCUCCCCCUCCCCCCCCCCCUUUCCUCCCUCCUCCCCGAGGGGCUUAUUUAUUACUUCUCUUGUUAUUAAGGGGUUCCUAAUAUUAAUAUUGUGUCUGUCUGUGUCCCCCCCCCAGGGACUUAUCACCUCUUAUCUUCCCUCCUCCCCCCCAAAAAAAGCCUUUCAAGCUCAUUUUUGGGCUUGAUCUGGGGCAGGGUGGGAGGAGGAAGAUUUGAAUGGAGUUUCUUUUUCUCUUCCACAUUUCAACAUCCACCCCCAAACUCUUUUGCUCUUUUCUGCCUAUUUAUUCCUCUCUCCUGCUGGAUUAUGUUUUUUUUUGGGGGGGUUUACUCUUUUUCCUCCCCCCCCCCCCCCCUGUUUUUUAAGGCUCAGCUGCCAGUGCCAAGGUUGUUUGUUUCUUAUUUUUGAACCUAAUUUAUUCUAUUUUUGUAUAUUUAUUGUGAGGAAGGAAAGGUUCAGGUCAGGGUUGGGAGAGCAAAAGGGUCAGAGGGUGGGGGGGACUUGACUAAAAAGAUGUAUUUUUCCUUCCCCCACCUCCCUCCUUCCCUCUCCUGAAUCCCAAAUCCGUUCCCCCCCCCCCCCCCUCCUUUAUUUUUCAUGGGGUUUUGUUAUUGUUUUUUGAUGGUUUUUAGGGUUUUUUGGGGGGGGGGUUGGAGUUGAAUAAAAAGUUGCUUUUUG